GGAAGUUAAUAGUUAAAUUGAAUUGGGAAUGUAAUAUGUGUGUUAAGAUUUGUUUUGGCUAUCCUGCAGUUAUGGUAGCCUGUUUGUGUUGAAUAUUUUUAUUGUUGAUUUGAGAUGGCUAUCCUGUAGUUAUGGUAGCUUUUUUGUUUUGAAUUUGUUUAUGUUUGGGAUGGCUAUCUUGCAGUUAUGGUAGCCUUUUUUGUUUUGAAUUUGUUGGUUUCAAGGGGUGGUAGUAGGAUAGCUUGAAGUAUUUUGUUGUUAAUAAUUAGGUUGUGUUGGCUAUCCUGCAGUUAUGGUAGCCUCUGUAGUUUAGAGGGGUUUGUAGGAUGCGAAGAUAUUUUGAAGUAUUUUGUUGUUAAUAAUUAGGUUGUGUUGGCUAUCCUGCAGUUAUGGUAGCAUCUAUAGUUUGAACUUAGUUAUUGAAAAAUAGUGAAAAUUCAGGGGAGUAAGUUAUGGAUGUGAGAGAGUGAGAGACAUAUGUUUCUAAUCAAACCUAUUUAUGUUUUAGGGACUUAAACGAUGGAUAAGGAUUGGAUGAAACUUAGAAAUAAGUUAUCCCUUGAGUAUAGACAUUGAGUGACCCAAUUUUUAGAAUUUGCCAAAUUUUACGUUGAUGCUUACGGACGAUUGAGGUGUCCAUGCAAGAGAUGUUUGAAUUUAAAUUGGAGCUCAUUAGAGGGUGUGGAACGACAUCUGCUGACUAUUGGAAUAUACCCCUACUACACAGAAUGGGUGUAUCAUGGAGAGUUAUUAAGCUAUAGAGGUACAGAAAACUUUGAGGAAGGAACUAGUAGUAAUCCUUUUAAUGAAGGAACUAGUAGUACACAAUUUAAUGAAGAAGGUGAUAUCUUUGGUAUGCUAAAUGAUUUACAAGCCCCUAUUGAACAUGAAGAGGAAAGAGAGGAAUUUCGUUUAGAAGAUGAAAUGGCGAUGAAUGUUGGGGUAAAUAUAGAUGAAAAUACAACAAAUAAUAUAUUUCAGGACUUAUUGAAUCAAGCACGUAAUGAGUUGUACCCCGGUUGUUCUGAAUUUUCGUCGUUGAAUUUUUUGGUUAAGUUGAUGCAUAUGAAAGUUCUAAAUGGUUGGAGUAACAAGUCGUUCGACAUGUUAGAACUUUUAAGAGCAGCGUUUCCAAUGUGUAAUAGUACUAUUCCUAGUUCAUUUUAUGAAGCAAAACGAAAACUUCGUGACUUGGGCUUGGGAUACGAGACUAUUCACGUGUGCAAGUAUGAUUGUGUAUUGUAUUGGAAAGAGUUUGCUGAUUUGCAACAUUGUCCUACAUGUGGCGAGGCUAGGUACAAGGUUAAUCAUAAUAGAGGGAAAAAAAUUCCGCAUAAGGUAUUGCGCCACUUUCCUUUGGUACCUAGAUUACAGCGCUUGUUUGUAUUGCAGGAAGGGUCUGCUGACAUGAGAUGGUAUAGGGACAAACGUGUUGAAACAGAUGAUGUCUUGAGACAUCCAGCUGAUGCAGAGGGGUGGAAGCACUUUGAUUCUGAAUUUCCUGAUUUUGCUUCUGAUCCACGAAACGUGCGUUUGGGCUUGGCUUCAGAUGGGUUUAACCCAUUUGGUCAAAUGAGUACCUCAUACAGUAUGUGGCCUGUUGUGUUACUUCCUUACAAUUUGCCACCAUGGAAAUGCAUGAAAGAGACAAAUUUCUUUAUGUCACUGCUCAUACCCGGUCCUAAAUCUCCUGGUAGGGAAAUUGAUGUGUAUUCCAACCAUUGAUUGAGGAAUUGAAGACUUAUGGACUUUUGGGGUGCGUACGUAUGACUCUCUUACAGGUCAUUUCUUUCAGCUAUACGCAGCCUUAUUGUGGACGAUUAAUGACUCCCCGACGUAUGGUGACCUAUCAGGGUGGAGUACGAAGGGGUAUCAGGCAUGUCCUAUAUGCAUGAGUGAUAGAUCGUCCUUCGGGAUACGAGGUAGAAUAUCUUUCAUGGGACAUAGACGCUAUCUUCCACAGAAUCACGUGUGGCGUAGAAGUAGGCUACACGAUGGAAAGGUAGAGCGUAAGGCUCCUCUUGUGGUGAUGAAUGGGGAUGAAAUAUUAGAACAACUAGAUCAGUUGGAGUUUCCAGUUAUAAGUAAACAUCCUUCAAUACAGGAUAAGAAAAGAAAGAGAGCUCUUAAUUGGACGAAAAAAAGUAUUUUUUUCAAUCUUCCUUAUUGGUCGAGACUUUUGUUACGUCACAAACUUGAUGUAAUGCACAUUGAGAAGAAUGUUUGUGACAAUUUGAUUGGUACGUUAUUGAACAUCGAAGGGAAAACGAAGGAUACCACGAAUACUCGGUUGGACUUACAAGAUCUGAAGAUAAGAAAGGAUUUACAUCUUGUAGAAGUGGGUAACCGAUUGGUGAAGCCACAUGCGAGCUACACGUUGACUACCAGUGAACGAGUAGAGUUUUGUAAGUUUCUGAAAUCAGUUAAGUUUCCCGAUGGAUUUGUUUCCAAUAUAUCGAGAUGUGUGCAUGAAAGAGAGGGGAAAAUAUCAGGACUAAAAACGCACGAUUGUCAUGUUUUAUUACAUCGACUACUACCAAUUGGUAUUCGAGCAUUCUUACCGAAGAACGUAUACACUGCUAUAACCAAAUUAUGUAAUUUUUUCCGUGACUUGUGCGCCCGAACGAUAAGAGUAAGUGAUCUAGAUAGAUUGCAAGCAGAUAUCAUAAUCAUACUUUGUAAGUUGGAAAGAAUAUUUCCACCUGCCUUUUUUAGCGUUAUGGUGCACCUUGCCGUUCACUUACCAUAUGAAACGAAGAUCACUGGUCCGGUUUCUUAUAGUUGGAUAUAUCCGAUUGAAAGGAGUCUACGAACGUUAAAGCAGUAUGUUAGAAACAAAGCACGUCCUGAGGGGUCAAUUGCAGAAGGCUAUGUCAUGAAUGAAUCUAGCACCUUUUGUUCACGUUACCUACGUGGUAUAGAGACUCGGUUCACAAGAGAUGAGCGAAAUGAUGAUACCAUUGUAGAGAACGAGGUAAUUGGUGACUUUGAAAUUUUCAAGCAGAAAGUACGACCCUUAGGUGCAUCAAGUGUUCGUGCUAUAUCAGAGGAAGAGAAACGACUCUUCCAUUUGUACAUACUGAAUAAUGCUGACGAAAAUAUCAGAGUAUCGCAAGUAAGCAUAUUCAUCAUCUUUGUAAUUUUUAAAUAUUUGUUAUAUAUUGUUCUUACAUAAAUUAAACUCAUCUCUCUAUUAGGAAACAUUUGAGGCUCCAACGUCGACAUGCUCAAAAUUCUAUGGAUUUGUAUAAAAUACAUGAACGAGCAUUCCCUGAAUGGUUUCAAGCACAGGUGUUAGAACUGCGUCAGUCUGCAAACCUAUCUGAUGAUUUCUUCUCACUAGCGAUGGGACCAUCCUUUGACGUUCGUUGUUACAAUGGAUGCAUCGUAGGUGGUGUAAGAUUUCACACUAUUGAACUUGAUUCUCGACGUACUACUCAAAAUAGUGGAAUAAUGGUCAUUGGUGAAAGCGAUGCAAGUGGAACUGGAGACAAUAAUUUCUACGGUGUUCUGGACGAAGUGUUGCACGUACAAUAUUCGUUGGGAAGAAAUGUAUGGCUAUUUAAGUGUCGGUGGUAUGACACGGACGUAAACAAAAGUCAAAGAACGACACACGUUGAAGUAGGGUACAAAUCUCUCAACACAUCCCGUUUUUGGUACGCGGAGGAACCUGUAAUUCUUGCAACUUAAGCACAUCAAGUUUUUUAUGUAGAUGAUCCAAAAAAUGGUAGCAAUUGGAAAGUUGUGCAAGUCAUCCAAAAUAAGCAUAUUUGGGACGUGCCAGAAGUGGAGGAUGUUCAGAAUGACCAUAUUAAUAUACUAGAAGUUGUUGUAAGCCACCAAGUGGAUGACCACAUCGAGGAUUACACUCUAUGCAGAAAUGACGUUGAUCCCACAAUCGUUGAAAGACCGGUUGUGCGUCAUGUCACUGACGACUUCAUCGACGAUGUGGAUGAACACUUGUCACAUGCAAGCGAUGAGGAAUUAUAGUGACAAGUUAAACCACUCAUUAUGUCAUAUCGACGAUCAAAUUUUAUGGAGACGGACGAUAUGUUCCUUCAGUUUGAGGAGGAUUUAGAUAACAUUGCGGGAGGGUCGUCAUCUGUGGGCGACAAUACGGGGUCUUCUUCUCAACAAAUGACUCCGACUCCUAGGAGACGUGCGCAGUCUCGACUCUUGGAGUUAGAGCGCCACGUUGUAAUAAAUGGGCGCAUUCUGAUGACGAUCGCCCCUGGAGCGGAGAAACCUAUUUCUCCACACGUCGUUCGCUUCAGCCAGGCGAUAGACGUGUGCGUGCGAAAGACAUUUCCCGUCCGCUGUCUUAAGUGGGCGGACAUUGGGAGAGAAUACAUUGAGGUCAUCAAGGGCGAUCUCCAGAUAAUUAAAUGCACUACACAUUUAUAUAUGCUUUCAUUUGAAACAUAUCUAACUUUAACCAAUCUAAUGUGUUAUGUUUGUAAUGUGUAGCGAUUGUUUGUGCUUGAUUUCAAUGAUCAAGCAAUGAACAGGUUUGUUGAGCAUCAGAUGCUCACGACCUUUAAAGAGUUCCGGGCCGACUGUCAUAGACAUUUCAAAAAGUACAGCAACCCGGAGGAGGCUCGUGCCAACCCACCAAACGCAUUGGUUGGACAUGAUGAGGAUUGACACUUCCUUUGCGACCAUUAUAUCAGCCGUGCAUUCCAGGAGCAAUCACGGACAAACAAGGCUGCUAGACAGAAGCAGCCUUACAAUCAUAGUAGCGGGUCCAAGUCGUUUCUACAACGAUAGUAUGAGCUCGCUGAAAGAAGAGGGUAGCCGGUCGAUCGUGUGGAAUUGUUCCGGGAAACACACGUUCGAGCUGAGACAUUCGUGUCGCAGGCCGCCGAGGAUGCGCAUAAUCAAAUGCUGGAACUCCAAUCCCAGCCUACCCCAGAGGGUAGUCAGCCACUCUCUGAGGAUGAGAUAUGCGAUCAGGUGUUGGGUAAACGACCAGGCUACUCAAAAGGCCUUGGUUAGGGACCCAAGCCGAAGGCCCGCAGAACGGCAAGUGCAAGCAGUUCGUCGACAUCUUCUUCGCAGUCCACCCAAAAAGAAAUUGAAUUAUAAGCUAAACUUCAUAAAGCUUUGGAACGGAUUGAAGUACAAUAUAGAAAUCACCAAGCAUUAGCUUCACAAGUGGAAGCUAUGAAAAAGAUGAUUGAAGAUCUAACUCGUGCACAAUAGGGACCACCACAUGAUCCCUAGCUCUGCGGAUCGAAGGUGUAGAAUGACGCGCAUACGCACCUCGUUGGGAGAUUUUUCAUUUUGUUUAUGUUUUUUCUAUUUUAAGAACUAUAUUUUGUUGUAGUCAACUUAUUCGUAUUAUUAAUUUUAAUUCUAUUUUUUU
Cucumis melo (muskmelon) is the source of this 5365-nucleotide messenger RNA. RefSeq lists its product as uncharacterized. Bases 1892 to 3175 code for a protein of 427 amino acids. The record is from RefSeq and is a predicted model, not a curated record. The transcript has 6 exons. NCBI's taxonomy places the organism in Eukaryota, Viridiplantae, Streptophyta, Magnoliopsida, Cucurbitales, Cucurbitaceae.